UCAAUUUUCAAUAGAUGUAUAUAAUUGGACAUUUAGACCAAGCUUCUGAUGAUGAUGCAAAACUUCUCUAUCUUUACAGGCAGCAAGAUGUUAGAGCAACUGAGAUUGAUAAAGUGGAUAUGCACUUAUCUUUUCGCCCUGGUGACAUUAUUAGAGCUGUUGUGCUGUCCCUUGGAGAUGCACGGGCUUAUUAUCUAUCAACUGCAAAGAAUGAACUGGGUGUUGUGUCUGCGGAGAGCACAGCAGGUGAAACAAUGGUUCCAAUAAGUUGGACCGAGAUGCAGUGCCCAUUAACUGGUCAAAUUGAGCAAAGAAAGGUUGCUAAGGUUGGAGGUUGACAUGAAAAUAAUCAGACUAAUCUACAGUGUCUCCAAUCUGCAUUUCGUUUCCCUAAUUUCUGAUGGGGAAAGUAUAGGAAUGUAUCAUUUUUGUCAGAAUAUGAUUAUAUUUUGUUACAGGUUUCAGUAGUGCCUUUCUAUGAUUAUGUUUGUUAGGCGGUAUCUUACAUUACUAAGUUCUCCCAAGCACUAUGUACAUGUAGCAUAGACUUAGGGUUUACAAAUUGGACAUAGAAAAUCUACUUCUCAGACUACAAUCUGUGCAUCAUUUUAACUUUAUAAAAGCAUUUGUUCCGGAUGAAAAUUUUACUUUUGA
This is a messenger RNA of Quercus lobata, 654 nucleotides long. RefSeq names its product exosome complex component CSL4-like. Gene Ontology annotation, molecular function: RNA binding. Gene Ontology annotation, biological process: RNA processing. The record is from RefSeq and is a predicted model, not a curated record. NCBI's taxonomy places the organism in Eukaryota, Viridiplantae, Streptophyta, Magnoliopsida, Fagales, Fagaceae. The transcript is spliced from 3 exons. Gene Ontology annotation, cellular component: cytoplasm; nuclear exosome (RNase complex). Bases 15 to 338 code for a protein of 107 amino acids.